This is a messenger RNA of Fusarium poae, 342 nucleotides long. RefSeq lists its product as uncharacterized. The coding region runs from base 1 to 342 and encodes 113 amino acids. The transcript has 2 exons. Lineage: Eukaryota; Fungi; Ascomycota; Sordariomycetes; Hypocreales; Nectriaceae. The record is from RefSeq and is a predicted model, not a curated record. Gene Ontology annotation, molecular function: protein-disulfide reductase [NAD(P)H] activity. Gene Ontology annotation, cellular component: cytosol.
AUGCCCAUUAUCAACGCUGAGUCCCCUCCCACCGCUACCGACGACAUCCACUACGUCGUCUACUUUGCCUCAGGCGAACCCUCUUGGUGUCCCGACUGCCGCAAUGCCCUCCCUGCUUUGAAUGCCGUCUUUGGCGACGCAUCAGCUCCCAACGCCCAUCUAGUCAAGGCAGGCUCUCGAGAAGAAUGGAAGGGAAACCCCGACAACAAGUAUCGCAAGGCGCCUUACAACAUUCAGUGUCUUCCCACUGUCGUCAAGGUCAAAUAUGGCGAGGAGGUUGGACGUCUUGGUGACGAUGAGAGUCAGAAUGAGUCUGACCUUCGCAAGCUGGUGAAGCUAUGA